This is a messenger RNA of Quercus robur (English oak), 5984 nucleotides long. Its product is annotated as ABC transporter A family member 1. NCBI's taxonomy places the organism in Eukaryota, Viridiplantae, Streptophyta, Magnoliopsida, Fagales, Fagaceae. The coding region runs from base 81 to 5738 and encodes 1885 amino acids. Gene Ontology annotation, molecular function: ATP binding; ATP hydrolysis activity; ABC-type transporter activity. Gene Ontology annotation, cellular component: intracellular membrane-bounded organelle; membrane. Gene Ontology annotation, biological process: lipid transport; transmembrane transport. The transcript is spliced from 40 exons. The record is from RefSeq and is a predicted model, not a curated record.
CAGUCACACACACACACACACACACACACACACACAGACACACACUCUCUCUCUCUCUCUCUCUCUCUGGUUUAGCAGAGAUGGGGACUGCGCGUACACAGUUGAAGGCCAUGCUUCGCAAGAACUGGCUUCUCAAAAUUCGCCACCCUUUCAUUACUUCUGCUGAGAUAUUGCUUCCUACAGUUGUGAUGUUGUUGUUAAUAGCAGUUAGGACACAAGUCGAUACGCAGAUUCACCCUGCACAGCCGUAUAUCCGAGAAGGAAUGCUUGUGGAAGUGGGCAAAGGAAUAUCCCCUAGUUUCCAACAAGUUUUAGAAUUAUUGUUGGCAAAGGGAGAGUAUUUGGCUUUUGCACCGGAUACAGAAGAGACAAGGAGAAUGAUUAACUUAAUGUCAAUGAAAUUUCCCUUGUUGAAGCUAGUUACCAAAAUUUACAAUGAUGAACUAGCCCUAGAUACCUACAUACGCUCAUAUCUCUAUGGUACCUGCAAUCAAGUCAAGAAUUGUUCAAAUCCAAAAAUCAAAGGUGCAGUCGUGUUUCAUGAGCAAGGCCCUCUGCUAUUUGAUUACAGUAUACGCCUCAACCACACAUGGGCUUUCUCGGGAUUUCCUGAUGUGAAAUCCAUCAUGGAUGUAAAUGGUCCUUAUCUUGAUGACUUGGAACUGGGCGUUAAUAUUGUACCAACAAUGCAGUACAGCUUCAGUGGAUUUUUGACUCUCCAGCAAGUAUUGGAUACAUUCAUUAUAUUUUCUGCCCAGCAAACUUAUUCAACCUCUCAAAAUAUAGAAAUUCCUUCAGUGCAGUCCUCUGACAAUGUCUCCUCGCUUAAGUUGCCAUUGAUGCAAUUUAGCCCUUCAAACAUACGAAUAGCUCCCUUUCCAACUCGUGAAUACACUGAUGAUGAGUUCCAGUCUAUCAUUAAGAAAGUCAUGGGUGUAUUGUAUCUUCUGGGAUUUCUCUACCCAAUCUCUCGCCUGAUCAGCUUUUCUGUGUUCGAGAAGGAACAGAAAAUAAAGGAAGGUCUCUACAUGAUGGGCCUUAAAGAUGGGAUAUUCCAUCUUUCUUGGUUUAUUACAUAUGCUUUGCAGUUUGCAAUUUCAUCUGGGAUCAUUACAGCCUGCACCAUGGGUAGCCUUUUCAAAUAUAGUGAUAAGUCAGUGGUGUUUAUGUACUUCUUUGUGUUUGGAUUAAGCGCAAUCAUGCUGUCAUUUUUGAUCUCAACAUUCUUCACACGAGCCAAAACAGCCGUGGCAGUUGGAACCUUAUCUUUUUUGGGUGCCUAUUUUCCUUAUUACACUGUCAAUGACCAGGCUAUCCCUAUGAUAUUAAAGGUCCUUGCCUCUUUGCUAUCUCCUACAGCCUUCGCUCUAGGGUCAAUUAACUUCGCUGACUAUGAGCGCGCCCAUGUUGGACUUCGGUGGAGCAACAUAUGGCGGGCAUCAUCUGGAGUGAAUUUUUUGGUGUGUCUCCUGAUGAUGUUGGUUGACGCGCUGCUGUACUGUGCCAUUGGUCUUUACCUGGAUAAGGUCCUUCCUAGGGAGAAUGGAGUACGUUAUCCAUGGAAUUUCAUAUUUAGCAGUAGCUUUUGGAAAAAUAAAAGUAUUGCUGCACACCACGCUUCCAAUCUUAAAGCUACAAGUACCAAUAAUAAGACAAGUCUUUCUAGGAAAGAUACUUUUGAACCUGCUGUGGAAGUGAUAAGCUUGGACAUGAAGCAGCAAGAGCUUGAUGGCAGAUGUAUCCAAAUCAGGAAUCUGCAUAAGGUGUAUGCUACGAAGAAGGGGAACUGUUGUGCGGUUAACUCAUUACAGUUGACCUUAUAUGAAAAUCAGAUUCUUGCUCUUCUAGGGCACAAUGGAGCUGGAAAAAGCACAACAAUUUCAAUGCUUGUUGGCCUUCUUACUCCUACUUCAGGGGAUGCCAUGGUUUUUGGGAAGAAUAUCAUAACGGACAUGGAUGAGAUACGGAAGACAUUAGGUGUUUGCCCUCAAAAUGACAUUCUUUUUGCAGAGUUGACUGUGAAGGAGCAUUUGGAAAUUUUUGCCAUUUUGAAGGGUGUGAAUGAAGAAUUUUUGGAAAGAGUUGUUAUGGAUAUGAUUGAUGAAGUGGGUUUGGCUGAUAAAACCAAUACUACUGUUAAAGCUCUUUCUGGUGGUAUGAAGAGGAAAUUGUCUCUUGGAAUCGCUCUGAUAGGAGAUAGUAAGGUCAUCAUCCUCGACGAACCUACUAGUGGAAUGGAUCCAUACUCAAUGCGCUUGACAUGGCAGUUAAUAAAAAAACUAAAAAAGGGCAGGAUAAUAUUACUGACAACACACUCAAUGGAUGAAGCUGAUGAACUAGGAGAUCGAAUAGCUAUCAUGGCUAAUGGUUCCUUGAGAUGCUGUGGAAGCUCCCUUUUCUUGAAGCAUCAGUAUGGGGUUGGUUAUACUCUGACGCUGGUGAAGUCUGCACCUACUGCCUCAGUAGCUUCUGAUAUUGUGUAUCGACAUAUUCCAUCAGCAACAUGUGUGAGUGAGGUUGGAACUGAGAUUUCCUUCAAGCUUCCUAUGGCAUCUUCAUCAUCCUUUGAAAGUAUGUUCAGGGAAAUUGAAAGUUGCAUGAGAAGGUCAGUUUGUAACUCCGAAACAAUCAGGUCUGAGGACAAAGACCAUUUUGGCAUCGAAAGUUAUGGUAUAUCUGUCACAACUCUGGAAGAGGUAUUCCUUAGAGUUGCAGGAUGUGACUAUAUUGAAGCUGAAUGCAUUGAGCAUAAAGAAGACUUUUGUUUACCUGAAGCUGUGGUUUCUCAGGCUUCUCAUGAUCAUGUGCCCAAAAAUAACUCCAAACUUCUGGGAAAUUGCAAUCAUAUUCUUGGGGUCAUAUCAAACAUAGUAGGGAGAGCUUGUGGCUUAAUUUUUGCUACAGUUCUAAGUUUCGUAAACUUCUUUAGUAAGCAGUGCUGUAGCUGUUGUUUCAUUUCUAGGUCAACAUUUUGGCAACAUUUUAGAGCAUUGUUCAUAAAAAGGGCGAUAACUGCUCGGAGAGACCACAAAAGCAUUGUUUUCCAGCUUUUGAUUCCUGCAGUCUUCUUGUUUUUUGGACUUAUUUUUGUCAAGCUCAAGCCACAUCCUGAUCAGCAGUCUCUGACCUUUACAACUUCACAAUUUAAUCCUCUAUUAAGCGGUGGUGGUGGUGGUGGUCCAAUUCCUUUUGAUCUGUCCUGGCCUAUUGCAAAGGAGAUUGCACAAUACGUUGAAGGGGGGUUGAUUCAAAAAUUUAAACCGAGUGCAUAUAAAUUCCCAGACUCAGAGAAGGCAUUAGCUGAUGCAGUUGAGGUGGCAGGGCCAACUUUGGGGCCAGUUUUACUUUCAAUGAGUGAAUUUUUGAUGUCUAGCUUUAAUGAAUCCUAUGAGUCAAGGUAUGGGGCAAUUGUGAUGGAUGAUCAGAAUGAAGAUGGAACUUUAGGGUACACUGUACUACACAACAGUUCUUGUCAGCAUGCUGCUCCAACAUUUAUCAAUUUAAUGAAUGCUGCAAUUCUUAAGCUGGCUACUCAAAACAAAAAUAUGACAAUUCGAACUCGUAAUCAUCCUCUGCCUAUGACAGAAAGUCAGCACUUGCAACAUCAUGAUCUUGAUGCAUUCUCUGUAGCAAUUAUUGUUAACAUUGCCUUCUCUUUCAUUCCUGCCUCAUUUGCUGUUCCUGUUGUAAAGGAACGUGAAGUAAAAGCUAAACAUCAACAACUAAUUAGUGGGGUUUCCAUACUUUCAUAUUGGACUUCUACAUAUAUAUGGGACUUUGUCAGCUUCUUAUUUCCUUCAUCUUUCGCAAUAAUUCUUUUUUACAUCUUUGGUCUGGAUCAGUUUAUUGGAACGGGUUGUGUCUUGCCAACAAUCCUCAUGUUUUUGGAGUAUGGAUUAUCAGUUGCAUCAUUCACUUAUUGCCUUACAUUUUUCUUUUCUGACCACACCAUGGCACAGAAUGUGGUCCUCUUGGUGCACUUUUUCACUGGACUCAUUCUUAUGGUUAUCUCAUUCAUUAUGGGGCUUAUAAAGACGACAGCAAGUGCAAAUUCUUUUCUCAAGAAUUUCUUCAGAUUAUUUCCAGGUUUUUGCUUUGCUGAUGGGCUUGCUUCGCUAGCUCUGCUACGGCAAGGGAUGAAAGAUAAAUCAAGUGAUGGUGUUUUUGAUUGGAAUGUUACUGGUGCCUCCCUUUGUUAUCUUGGUCUUGAGAGCAUUGGUUUCUUCCUCUUAACACUUGGCCUUGAACUGUUGCCUUCUCACAAUUUGACUCCUGUCACAAUCAAAGAGUGGUGGAGAAGUAUUAAAAUUCCCCAGCGUGGUACUUCUAGUUAUUUAGAACCUCUCUUGAAACCCUCCUCAGAAACUGUUGCUCUUGAUCCUGAUGAAGACAUAGAUGUGAAAACAGAAAGAAAUAGGGUACUUUCAGGCUCAAUUGAUAAUGCCAUCAUCUACUUGCGUAAUCUUCAGAAGGUGUAUACUGGAGGAAUGCAUCACUGCACUAAGGUCGCAGUACAAUCACUGACUUUCACAGUUCAAGCAGGAGAAUGUUUUGGGUUUUUAGGAACAAAUGGAGCUGGGAAAACCACAACACUUUCAAUGCUGUCUGGAGAAGAAUCCCCAACUGAUGGAACUGCUUUUAUUUUUGGCAAAGAUAUACGUUCCAAUCCCAAGGCUGCUCGUCGGCAUAUUGGGUAUUGCCCACAAUUUGAUGCUCUAUUAGAAUUUUUGACUGUUCGAGAGCAUCUUGAGCUUUAUGCAAGAAUAAAAGGACUUCCAGAAUACAGGAUAGAUGAUGUUGUAAUGGAAAAACUAGUGGAGUUUGAUUUGUUGAAGCAUGCAGACAAACCAUCGUUUUCCCUUAGUGGCGGAAACAAGCGCAAAUUAUCUGUUGCAAUUGCUAUGAUAGGAGAUCCUCCUAUAGUCAUUCUAGAUGAGCCAUCCACAGGUAUGGAUCCUUUUGCCAAACGAUUCAUGUGGGAAGUGAUAUCUCGUUUAUCUACCAGGCGUGGAAAGACAGCGGUAAUUCUUACAACACACAGCAUGAAUGAAGCUCAAGCUCUGUGCACAAGGAUUGGGAUAAUGGUUGGAGGCCAACUAAGAUGCAUUGGGAGUCCACAGCAUCUAAAAACACGAUUUGGAAAUCAUCUUGAGCUAGAGGUAAAACCUACUGAGGUAAGUUCUGUGGACUUGGAAAACCUUUGCCGGAUUAUUCAAGAAAGGCUUUUUGACAUUCCCUCUCACCCAAGAAGUUUACUUGAUGACAUUGAAGUUUGCAUUGGGGGUAUUGAUUCCAUUGCAUCAGAAAAUGCAUCAGCGGCAGAGAUUAGCUUGUCAAGGGAAAUGAUAAUUAUAAUUGGGCGCUGGCUUGGUAACGAAGAACGAACUAAGACACUUGUAUCUUCAACACUAUUUUCUGAUGGUACUUUUGGUGAUCAGUUAUCUGAGCAGUUGGUUCGACAUGGUGGCAUACCCUUGCCAAUAUUUUCUGAGUGGUGGUUAGCGAAAGAAAAGUUCUCUGUGAUUGAUUCAUUUAUCCUUUCUUCAUUUCCUGGUGCAACAUUCCAAGGAUGCAAUGGAUUGAGUGUCAAAUAUCAGUUGCCGUAUGGAGAAGGCCUAUCACUUUCAGAUGUUUUUGGACACCUGGAACAAAACAGAUUUCGGCUGGGCAUUGCAGAAUACAGUAUCAGCCAGUCAACUCUGGAAACCAUAUUUAAUCAUUUUGCUGCAAAUUCAUGAGGUAUAGUCAUCUUCUUGAACCAUUUCACCCACAAUCCAUGAGGAAGGUUCAAAUGCUGCAUGCAUCUCGUGUUCUUGUACGAGUUCCGCUGACAAGGUUUUUAGGCCGGAUGUAAAUAUCAGAGAAGUGGUGCAUUGUAUAUAAGUCAAACCUUUUCCAUUUGUAAAUGUAAGCUUUUACCUUGAUCAAAAGAUUGUGACCCAUAAUCAUAUAGGUAUAACUUUGUGGACUGAUUGAUUAUUACA